Blepharisma stoltei is the source of this 1209-nucleotide messenger RNA. NCBI's taxonomy places the organism in Eukaryota, Ciliophora, Heterotrichea, Heterotrichida, Blepharismidae. The record is from the annotation of a GenBank genome assembly.
AUGGUGAGUACUGAAGGCGAAGUUAAUUUUUCCUUCAAAUUAGUUAUAUAUUUUUCUUUAAUUACAAUAUUUUUUCCCAAAAAAAUUAAAAAACCCUCAUAUUACCUAAUUAUGCAUAUCCUUGGCGAUUCAGGAGUAGGUAAGACCAAUCUUCUACAGCGCUUCACCAAAAAUAUAUUUUCCUUACUCCCCCCAUCCUUGAUCGAAUGAUUGACUGUAAAAUUCCUAAAAAUUGGGAAAAUUAACCCCAUCCUUGAUCGAACGAUUUUCAUAUAAUGCAAAUUUUUAUAUAUAUAAAAAUAUAUUAGUUAUCAAAAGCUUGGGAAGAUGUGCCUAAUGAAGCUGUUGUCAGAGGCUUUGAGACGACAGGAAGCUACGGAAUCAACCAUCCGAAGUGAUUUAGCCAUCAACCUGGGCUUAAAAACUCAAUAAUCUAAAAAUAGAAUAAAUCAAAAUAUUAAAAAUUGGUAUUUUAUGAAAUUAAUUCAAUUUUUUGCUGUAAAAAUAAUUAUUAAAUACUCUCAACCUUUUAUUUAAAAGUAAAUAAAAAAAAAAAAUAUAUUUUUUUUUUUUAUAUAUAAAAUUUUUUUUCCAAAAAAAUUUUUGUUUUAAACCCCAUCCUUGUCGAACGAUGGCGAGCCGUUCGAUCAAGGAUGGGGGGAGUUAGCCACAAGAAGUUCAAUGGGUUUCAAUAAUGACUACAAAACUCUAGACAUCGAAGGUAAAACAGUUAGGGCCGAAAUAUGGGACACGCCUGGACAAGACCGAUAUAGGGCUAUGCUAAACCCAUUCUACCGUGGAGCAGUUGGCGCGCUUCUCGUUUACGAUCUCACCAAUGCUGAAACCUUCACCAACCUUCAAAAGUGGAUGAAGGAAAUCAAAAACUACGGGGAGUCCAUAGAAACUGUUCUUCUAAUUGGCAAUAAAAGUGAUAAAGAAGAGGAAAGGAAUGUAAAACAAUCUGAUGCGAUGGCUUUUGCACAGAAAAACGGGAUCGCGUAUAUUGAAACUUCAGCGCUGAAUGCAAAUAAUGUGGACAAAGCGUUUGAGAUCAUUUUAACUAAUUUGGUUAAAAAUAAGACAAGCAAUAUACCAGCCCCUGCACCGCCGAAACUUGAUGUAGAAGGGAAAUCGAAGAAGAUUGGGAAUGAAGAACAUAGACAAUUCGAUGACACUGUAAGGAAGACCUGUAGUUGUAGCUUACUAUAA